AUGAGAAUCAGUGAGACUAUAACUUAUCUGCACCAUAUCUGGGACUUCUGGUCCUCCCUGGUCGCUUCGGACCACGCCUCACUGAAGAAGAUUGACCAGAAUACCGUGAAUUCCCUGCAGCUGCUGGCGCCCGGUAAAUCACGCACUGAUGGGAGAACUGCCUGUGGAAUGGUCCUAAGCGGCCAAGCUUUUGCCGAGUUUAGCGACGAAGAGCGACGGAUCAUAUGGUCCCGAAUGCAGAAUUUUGAUGGUCUGAUCCCGUCUUUGUAUACCUUUUUCGAAGACUUCAAGUACCUGGAGGCCUGUGCCCACUGUGUCAAGCGGCUCUGUGGCCCGAUCGAUAUGUCGAUCUGGAGAACCAUGAGUUCAAUAUUCAUUCCACCCUCAGAAGAGGGAACCGCGACUUCAGGGGCAGUGGAUUCGCUCAUCCAGACAUCAGAGUCUAAUUUCCGACGCCAACAGGCAACUGAUAUGGAACGCCUCGAGACAGGAUAUCUACAAAUAUGGCUUUACGCGAUGAGGCACUAUACCUUGAUGCCCCCGGACCCAAAGAGCGAUGACGAGUUGUUGGCAAAAUCAACUCGCCCCAAGCCCGAUGAGAGGGCGAUUUACGAGAUGGCUGAACUCGCUCACCAACUUCGCUUUCAGUCCACUGAAAUCGAUGCACUGAUCAAGAGUUCACCCGAUCAUCAGAUCGCACGAUCAGCUCUCCUACAGGCCCGAAAGCCCAACCGGUAUCGAUACGAUAGCCAGGAUUUUGAUCUUUUGGUCAAUCAGAUUGUGAGCUGUUUCGCCAAGGCUGUUUCCGACCGACCGGAGCAACCCCAGGGUCUUCUGGCGGAUAGCGCAAUGAAGCUAAAGACCCGUGCUGGGGAACCCCAAACACGGACUCACAAGCAAGAUGGACACUUGCUUUUCUUGGACCGUUUGCACGCUGAUGUUGAGGUUGCCGACAAUGUCACCAGCUUUUUCGUCCGCCGUUGUGUAUAUUUUGCAUUUUUCGGAAAGUCUGCCCGGGUUGCGACUAGCAAUGUCAGCCAAGCUGAGGACACUGAUCCAGAUCAAGAGAUGGAGGAGAUGCCUCCUUCGCCAAUGUUCGUCGAAGAGGACGACUCCCCUGUUACUCAUACGCCCGCACCAGACCCCCAUCCACCUCACGAGCCCCAGGGGGAGCCACAGCAGCAGAAAGCUGAAGUGAUUAUGGGGCGAGGAGGCAGUGAAAGCCAGCAGCCAUUGCGGACGGACCAAAAAGAAAUCGUGAGGCGUCAACGAAGGCGAAAUUUUCAAAUACGCCGAGCUGUCUCGCGCCCGGCGGGAGAUAUGGACCAAGAGCCAAUGGAGUUAGAACUGCCAGACGUAAAUCAUGACCAGGUUAUUUUAAACCGGAGCAGUUCGCCUGAAGAAAAUUCUAUGUCAGUUGGGCCUCAGAGCCAGCCGGAGCCGGUCGAACCAGCGACGGCUAUCACGCUUUUCUCCCCUGCCUCUGCUGUGCCAGAUGUUGAAGAUAGUAGGAGUGACUGCACACGAGUCUCCCCGGACGUAGUCCCGCUUGUGGAGGACCAGGAAGAGCAAACAAUGGUCGAAGAGGCCAGUAAAGACGAUGCUCCUGACGAGCAGACACGGGUCGACGGUGAAGUUCGGCGAGUUUCUCCAGAAUCAGAGGCAAACAAUUCCUCAGUAUACAGCCAAUCGCCACCGGAAAAUCUAGAUGAAUUUCUUGCUGGUUUAAGAAGAGCUCAGGAAGAACAGGAACAAUUAGAAGAGAGGUUGGAAAAUGAGCGGCUUCAUCAGGAGCUCGGCGAACUAGAGCAACCACGGAACGGGAAGCCUUCUCCACAAGAAGACAGACAGGAUUCAUCGCCACUGCGCCUUGAGUACCGAUCCGAGGAACCCGCGCACGGGCAUGUCGUGGAUGCCGUAUUUGCUCCAGACGCCAUCACCCACGAAGCGUUGGUAGAACCUCUCCACCCAGGAACGCCAGGAUCUGCGAUAGAUCCCCACCCCACUCCUCCAGUUGCCGAAGAUAUCCCUGCCCCAGAUUCCUCCACCGCCGAUCUUAUACCCUCAAGGGCGGUCGAGCAACGGCCCCCUCAGAAGCACAUUGAGAUCGAGGUCUGGUCCCUUGAACGAGGAGACUGGAGACGGUCAGACCGGCUCCGCGUCGAUCCGUCAGAUCCAUCGCCGCUGGAACGAGUCGCGCAAAAGUAUUUAUGGAAGAAUUAUUCCCUAUACGACAAGAAUAUGCAUAACCUGAGGCCAGCCCAAUGUUACCGUGCAGCGAUAGCUGAUGACAGUAACGCCUUCUUCAUAGUUUCCGAGUAUGAGGAGAAGAAGCUUGCGGCAGAGGGCCGAGUUGUAAAGGAGAAGAAACUCCUAGGGAUGGCAUCUCGAGUAUUAGAUCGGGUAGAGGUUAUAAGGUAUCCUAAGUUAGCAUGA
Molecule: messenger RNA, 2436 nt
Organism: Penicillium paradoxum
Lineage: Eukaryota; Fungi; Ascomycota; Eurotiomycetes; Eurotiales; Aspergillaceae
Exons: 2
Coding region: 1-2436 (811 amino acids)
Source: RefSeq, a predicted model, not a curated record